Sesamum indicum (sesame) is the source of this 3365-nucleotide messenger RNA. The record is from RefSeq and is a predicted model, not a curated record. Lineage: Eukaryota; Viridiplantae; Streptophyta; Magnoliopsida; Lamiales; Pedaliaceae.
UCCUAAAAAGUAACGUCAGAGAUAAAAACACACACACACACAUUGAACAUGGAAAACAGCAACAUAUGAUGAGUCAAAGAACCUCUCUGGCUUUUCUAGUGGACACUAAAACAGGCUUAGCAGCUCUUUGUCUCUCCAGUCCUCAUGUGAGUGAGAGUAAGAUUCGUUCAUUUUCACCCAUUCCCCCCACCCCCAAGAAAAUAAAAAAAAAAUAGGCAUGCAUGUUCACUUUUGUGCAUAUUAUUUAACUUUACUGUUGGUGGGCUGGUCUUCAUUGUUUUCUUUUGCUUCAUUCUACCAAUCUACACUACUUUUUCUUGAUUCUUUGGGAGGAACAGAUUCUCAGUGCUAAAUCUCCAACUCCUACUAUCACGACUGUUCUUUGACAAGAGCUUCUUUUGACGUUUUCUUUCCUGGAUUAUUAUCUGAAUGUGACGCCGUUCUCUCAGACAAGCCUUUGAGCUCAAGAGAAGGAGCAAAUGAUUGCUUUUACUAGCAAUUUCUGGGGUUUUUCUUUGGCUUUCUUCUCUGAGAUCUGAACUGGGGAAGAUUGAUCGAUGACGCUAAAGUGAGCAAACAUGGAAUUAGACUUUGACAAGUAUUGCGUUGUAGAUGGAAGUCCUACAACUGUCCUUCCAGCUCCUCGGCCUCGUUCAAAAGUUGCAAGUAGAAAAUCAAACGGAAAGCCCAAAUGCGGAAAUGAUAUACAGAACCUCAAUGGAAACUUCAGAGAGAUUAACUUUAAUCGUUACCGUAGUGCGUCUUGUAGAGAUGCUCGAUCCAGAAGAGGCAAUGAAGAGCAUAAUGAAGUGCUGAAGCGGGGUUCGGUCUAUCAAAGUUCUCAAGAAGUGAAUCGGAUGAAGGGAACUGAUGCUGUUGCUGGAAGGAAAAAAAUUGAGUUUUCAAGAGGAAGUGCAUGUACGUCCUCAUUAGGAAUUAUUGAUUCAUUAUGUAGUUCGGAUGAAGAUAGCUCAGUGGUGGAGCGAAAUAGGUCCUCAACAAUGUCUCUCUCUGAACAAAGUACGAGUGCUCUUUGUAAAAGCCAGAUCGACUUGUGUUCCCGGGAUUCAAUAAAUUAUUCUCUCUACUCUAUUCCAAGAAGAACCGGCCCACAAAAUAUUGCUUGCUCGGAUAAAAGCAGAAAACAAUCCUCAGAUAAGCAGUCUGUUCAGGAUCUCAUGAUAACAUCCAAAUCUGCAUUUGCUCCAAUAAAGGCUAGUAACAGCUCAGAACAAAGAGAUCUGGUUGUCAAUUUGCACAAGUCGUUGUCGGCGAAAUUAGCUUUGCCUCAUUCACCCGCACAAUCAGAGAGUGAGGGCUCCAAACCAAGCAGUCCAAAAGCCCGGUUUACUCCUGUCAGAAAGAUGUUUGAUCCGUUUGUUAAAUCCAAAUCCCACAGAGGUCCUAUGAGUUGUGCCAAGGAAACUGGCUCGGAAAGAGUAAGCACGCACGUGGGCAUGAGUCAUAAUGAAACAAUUUGCAGAACCCUGCAGAAUGAUUUAUCUGACAAGCAGCAACAUGUGGGGUGCAACUCUCAGUGUGAAAAGAAAGAGAACCAUAAUUCGGUUCCUCUGUCUUCUCCUGCACACCUUCAUGGCCUCCUAAAGUUGGAAAAUAAGCAGGGGCUGCCUUGUUUUGAGUUUUCUGUGAAGUCGCCGGAAGAUGUUUAUGUUGCGAAGACAUGGAAGGUUGAUAAUGCUCUAACAUGGGUCUACACCUUCCACUCAUUUCAUCAUAAAAGAAAGAGUAAUGCUAGUGGAUGGGGAUUUAAAGACAACAAAGAGUCCACUAUGGUUGGGCAGAUGCUAGUUUCUUGUUAUCUAUGUACAGAACUGAAAGGUGCUGGAGAUUUUGAUGAUUCUAUGGUGACUGAGUUUGUGUUGUAUGAUAUUGCCCAUUCAAGAAAAAGUAUUUCUUCUCAAGAUAAUUCCAGCUGUUCCCCUGAUGUCAGUAAAGUACCCCUGGUUUCUGAAGAGAUUUUGUCUAAUUGUGAGCAGAACGAAGCACCAGGCAGGAUAAAGAAUAAAGGUCAACUUAAGCAUUUGCGUGACAGUGGUCACUUUGAAACACAGCCUCUGGUAGCAUCAGAAUUGCAUCCAGACCUAGAAAUUGCAGCAAUCAUUAUGCAAGUCCCGUUUCAGAAAAGGGAGAGUCUGAAACUCAGGAGUGAGGACAGGAAGAUGGAUAGGCUGCUUCCUAAUUUGCUCGAACUUUGUCAGAUUGAGCAGGAAAAUGAGGUGAUUUCUGACACGAAAAGUCCUGGCAAGAUGCACGUUGUGAUCCCUGCUGGAAACCACAGUUUGCCAAGUCCUGAAAGUCGUGGACCUUCACCAUUACUUGAUAGGUGGAGGAUAGGCGGAGGAUGUGACUGUGGCGGUUGGGACAUGUCAUGCUCCCUUGAUGUUUUUGAAAAUCCAAAUUUUAAUAUUGCCGAGGGCCUUCCGUUUAUGGACAAUCAGCACCCUGCAGAACUCUUUGUUCAGGGAAGAAAAGAUAAUAUACCUGCAUUCACAAUGCGGAAAGUCGAGGACGGAAAAUAUGAAGUUGACUUCCAUGCACAGUUAUCUUCAUUGCAAGCAUUCUCCAUAUGUGUUGCUAUUUUGCAUGCUGCAGAAGCCUCCACUGCUGUUGGGCAGGCGAGAAGCAAACAAAUGCUGCAAAGUGACUCAUUGAGGGUAUUUGCCGAAGAGGAAAUUAAAAACUUGAUAGAUGCCAUAGCAGAGGAAGAGAAAUCUACAGUUAACAAGAAGAUGGAGGAAGUCUUGCCAUCUUUCGUAAUCAAUCCACCGUUCUCUCCAAUUGCUCGAGUAUAGCCUUCUGAAAUGAGCUGAGCAAAGACACAGGACCAAUAACUGAUCGCUUAGGGCGAUGGAGAUUCAGCCCAUGUUGAUCACAGUAAGCUAAAUCGUUCAAAGGCACGCUCCAGGUAGCUUCAUCUUCCAGUGAACAUGAUUGAUGCACCAUUGAUAAAUCCAACAUGAUCGUGAUAAAAACUUGAGGUCAGAUGGAUGCAGAGAUCAGCUGAUUGUCUGCGCUAUAUUUCUCAAUCCAGUGUGACCACAUUCGGAGGCAGAAAAACAGUUUUUCCGGCAAAAUUCAGUUCUUAUACAGCCAAAAAAAUGAAACUAGACACCACACUGUUCAUAUUCUUAGAAAGAUAGGGACUAGGGAGGGAAUAGCGGCCCGUUUCGAGAGAAGUAGCGGUCCUUUCAGAUAUUUCAUUCUUUUUGUAAUUUAUGAGGUUGCUAUAAGUGAUGAAGGGAAGUUUUUCCUGAGAAGUGGGAGGUUCAGUGUAAUGACAUUUUCACUUUUCUCAUUGUACCUAUGCAAUAAAUGAAAACGACCCAUCUGUUUUUACCUUUUUC